Molecule: messenger RNA, 433 nt
Organism: Megalops cyprinoides (Indo-Pacific tarpon)
Lineage: Eukaryota; Metazoa; Chordata; Actinopteri; Elopiformes; Megalopidae
Product: fatty acid-binding protein, liver-type-like
Exons: 4
Coding region: 4-387 (127 amino acids)
Biological process (GO): fatty acid transport
Cellular component (GO): nucleus; cytosol
Molecular function (GO): fatty acid binding
Source: RefSeq, a predicted model, not a curated record
GCUAUGGCAUUCACAGGGAAAUACCAGCUGGAGUCUCACGAGAACUUCGUGCCUUUUAUGAAGGCGAUCGGUCUCUCCGAUGAGCUGAUCGAGAAGGGCAAAGACAUCAAGAGUGUUUCAGAGAUCGAACAGAACGGCGACCACUUCAAGGUGACCGUGACAACGGGGACCAAGGUCCUGGUGAACACCUUCACGUUGGGGCAGGAGAGUGAGCUCGAGACGCUCACAGGGGAGAAAGUCAAGUCUGUAGUUACAAUGGAAGGUAACAAGCUGAAGGUUUCGCUGAAAGGCAUUGAGUCGGUCACAGAGCUGGUGGAUGGCAACACCAUUGUCAAUACCAUGACUGUUGGGGGUAUUGUUUACAAGAGGAUCAGCAAGCGGAUAUAGAGAUUGGCCGAGUUUGGUUUAAUAAAUGUCUGAACGACAAGUGUCC